Molecule: messenger RNA, 1429 nt
Organism: Aplosporella prunicola CBS 121167
Lineage: Eukaryota; Fungi; Ascomycota; Dothideomycetes; Botryosphaeriales; Aplosporellaceae
Exons: 1
Coding region: 50-1234 (394 amino acids)
Molecular function (GO): hydrolase activity, acting on ester bonds
Source: RefSeq, a predicted model, not a curated record
ACGACGUGACGUGAACCUUCAGGCCGUCCAUCCAGACAAUCAAACAGCCAUGCCCGACGCAGACGACCAGCCCUUCCCUUGGGCCCUCGGCGUCUUCGACGCCCACUGCCACCCCACAGACACCAUGGCCGCCGUCCCAGACAUCACCUCCAUGCGCGCGCGCGCCCUCACAAUCAUGGCCACCCGCGCCCAAGACCAGACCCUCGUGCGCCAAGUUGCCGACAGCCUCGGCGUGCAAUCGCGCGACAUCGACGCAUGGGGCGCCAACGAGCGCGUAGUCCCAUGCUUCGGGUGGCACCCAUGGUUCGCGCACCAGCUGUACGACGAGGCCCUGUACGGGGGGCAUGGGGAGCUGGCCGAGGAGCAGCGGGCACAACACUACGAGGGCGUGUUUGCGCCGGGCGUGAAGCGCGAGCAGGAAGCCGAGUUUCUGCGCAAGCUGCCUGCGCCGCGCCCGCUAGGCGCGUUUUUGGCCGAGCUGAGAGACGCGCUGCUGGCGUAUCCGCUGGCGCUGGUGGGCGAGGUCGGCCUCGACAAGAGCUUUCGAGUGCCUGUGGCGUGGGGCGCGGACGAGCACGCGGCGCGGGACGAGGGCCUGACGCCUGGUGGGCGCGAGGGCCGGCUCCUCUCGCCCCAUGGCGUCGCCAUGGCGCAUCAGCGCAAGGUGCUGACGGCGCAGUUGAACCUGGCCGGCGAGCUGGGCCGCGCCGUGUCUGUGCAUGGCGUCCAGGCGCAUGGGGUCCUGUUUGAGACGAUACGCGAGACGUGGCGGGGGUUUGAGCGGGUGAGGAUGAGUCGGCGCGAGAGGAAACGACGCGGCGUCACGGCCGAAGAGGAGGCGGAAGAAGAAGCCGAGGAAUAUGAGGAGGCGGACGGCAAGCCCAAGCCCUUUCCCCCGCGGCUAUGCCUGCAUUCCUACUCCGGGCACGCGAGCCAGCUGAAGCAGUAUUUCGAUCCCAGCGUGCCGGUCGACGUGUUUGUGUCGUUUUCCGCGGCCAUAAAUUUCUCGGAGAGGGGCGCCGCGGCGGCGAGGGAUGCCGUGGUGGCGGUGCCCGAGGAUAGGCUGUUGGUUGAGAGCGAUUUGCAUAGCGCGGGGAAGGACAUGGAUGAGGGGCUGGAGGAGGUGGUGCGGCUGGUUUGUGAGCUGAGGGGGUGGGGGCUUGAGGAGGGUGUGAAGCGGCUGAGGGCGAAUUGGGAGAGGUUUGUUUUUGGGAGGGGGAAGAGGAAGGAUUAGAGGAUUAGAUGCGGGAGAAAUACCGUAAAUUUAGUGGGUGUAUAGUGUACAUGUAAGAGGCUGUUCGUCAGUCUGUUGGGGUUACUGUCGGACAUGGGAAUACUUCAGAUCGACACUACAAUGGUGGAUGUUGUUUCUCAUAUCCUUACGACGAACUGGGUUUGACAAAAGCUAUUGUUGUAUCUAUUAUACCCC